Vigna angularis (adzuki bean) is the source of this 1438-nucleotide messenger RNA. Its product is annotated as serine/threonine-protein kinase SAPK3. Lineage: Eukaryota; Viridiplantae; Streptophyta; Magnoliopsida; Fabales; Fabaceae. Gene Ontology annotation, biological process: protein phosphorylation; intracellular signal transduction. Gene Ontology annotation, molecular function: ATP binding; protein serine/threonine kinase activity. The transcript is spliced from 10 exons. The record is from RefSeq and is a predicted model, not a curated record. The coding region runs from base 252 to 1268 and encodes 338 amino acids.
AGAAGCCGCGUAAGAUACUUCACUCGCUAACAACCAACAUCUUCUCACCCUUUCUUUUCUUUUCCUCUCUCUCUCUCUCUCUCUUCAGCGGCUCUUAAACACCAUUGUCACUUCACCCCUCUUUUAAAAGUCUUCGUAUUCUAUUCUUCACUUUUCCACAUAUAAAAAAAGCCUACAACUUUUCACGGAGUAAUUUGCUAGUAGUACAAAGUCCUUUAGAGGUGGGUGUUGUAGCUUUUGGGAAGGUUGACAUGGAGGAGCGGUAUGAGUCAUUGAAGGAGCUUGGUUCUGGGAAUUUUGGUGUGGCCAGGUUGGCAAAAGACAAGAAGACUGGAGAGCUUGUUGCCGUCAAAUACAUAGAGAGGGGUAAAAAGAUUGAUGAGAAUGUUCAGAGGGAGAUAAUUAACCACCGAUCUUUAAGGCAUCCAAAUAUAAUCAGGUUCAAAGAGGUCUUGCUGACCCCGACACAUUUAGCUAUUGUCUUGGAGUAUGCUUCAGGUGGUGAACUUUUUGAGAGGAUAUGUAGUGCUGGUCGAUUUAGCGAAGAUGAGGCUAGAUAUUUCUUCCAGCAGCUAAUAUCCGGUGUUAGCUACUGUCAUUCAAUGGAAAUUUGUCAUAGAGAUCUGAAAUUGGAAAACACUCUCCUGGACGGAAAACCAUCUCCUCGACUUAAAAUUUGUGACUUUGGUUACUCCAAGUCUGCUCUACUGCACUCUCAACCUAAAUCAACAGUUGGAACUCCUGCAUACAUUGCUCCAGAGGUUCUGUCACGAAAGGAGUAUGAUGGGAAGAUUUCAGAUGUUUGGUCCUGUGGUGUGACUCUUUAUGUCAUGUUGGUUGGUGCAUACCCAUUUGAAGAUCCAGAAGAUCCCAGAAAUUUCAGAAAGACUAUCGGGAGAAUAAUUGGUGUUCAGUACUCCAUACCCGACUAUGUUCGUGUUUCUUCUGAGUGUAGGAAUCUUCUCUCUAGCAUCUUUGUUGCUGAUCCUGCCAAGAGGAUCACCAUUCCAGAGAUAAAACAGAAUCCUUGGUUUCUGAAGAAUUUGCCUAAAGAGAUCAUCGAAGCUGAAAGAAAAGGAUUUGAGGAAACAACGAAAGACCAACCAAGCCAAAAGGUGGAAGAAAUCAUGAAGAUCAUACAAGAAGCAAGGGUACCAGGACAAGGAUCCAAAGCUGGUGAUGGUAUCGGUGGGCAAGGUGCUACUGGAUCAUUAGAUAUUGAGGAUGUCGAGGAAAUUGAUGUUAGUGGUGACUAUGAACAUGUGUGAUGGAGAUCUUAAUUAGUCUAUGGCUAGAUUGUCUAUAAAGACAUAGCAUUAUCAAGAUUUAUCUCAUUGUGCAAUCUUUUGUUCUAAAUAUACUUAUUAUACCAGGCUUGAAAUAGGAUGUUGUGUUUAUUAUUUGAAUAGUUUUAAGAAAAGGCUGCAAUUGGUUACUA